GUACGGACAUUCACGUUACGCAUUGUUCUCACAUGGAUCCCGACUCUUCUCAGAGCAUGAAUAGCCAUUCAUCCUUAGGUAUGGCAUCAACAUCAACAGAAACAGCACCACCGGCCCAGCCCGCCACAGCAUUCACAAUGCCCGAGGGAUCAACUACAUCCGACGCUGCUUCAUCUUUCGCCGCAACAUGGUCCUCCACUGAUACGGCGCAUCUCCUCCCGAGCAACCUGCCGGUCGCGAAAGUCCAACGCGCCUGGGAAAGAAAACCACAGUCGCCAUUCUCCCGGCGGCGCGUCAAAGUCGGCAAAGUCUGGAAACGCGGCGGCGCAUCGUCGGCUGCGAUUGGUCUAGGAAGCACACUCGCCUCGUCAUCUUCCUCGAUGUUCGCGUUUGGAGGACUUGGCGCAGCACAGCAGAGUCCGAUGAGGGCGGUCAAGAAGAUGAGAGACGCUCAAGGUGGGGCAACAGUCAGUGGGUGGGAGCGACGAGGAAGUCCCACAAGAGAGAGGAGGAUCGUGACGAGGAGUAACGCUGUGGAGCAAGACCUCGUAGAGUUGGGAGACGAAGGUGAGGGCGAGCCGAUGGCUGGAGAGGUGGAUAUGCAGGUAGAGGAGGAAUUGCAGGAAGCGGAGGUUCUCAAAGUCGAGAUCGAGAACGAGGAUGGGACAGUGUUGGAGCUGGAUGGUGAAGAAGCGGAGGCGCAAAUCCAGGACGAGAACUGGGAUGACGAGAGCAUGACUGAGGAAGAGGUGUGGGAUGCGACGCUUAUGCACUUGGCUCAAGUCGACGGAGAGGACACACACGAGCAGGAUGUGGUGGACACAAGCGUUCACAAUUUGCCAGCAGCCGUCUCAACACAAUUGCAGGAGGCUACGACCGCAAGCCGGGCCGAGACCGACACGCAAAUCGAGGACUCAUCUUACCCAGUGGACGCGUCGCACGACACGGAGCAGACUACGCCAGAGAUGGUUGUGUAUCCUUCUGAUGUUGCCGCAGAGCCGCUGAUGCCGGAGCAAAAGCCGGCUCUCAGACCAGCAAUGCAAUGCGCUCUUCCCGAAGGCUUCGUCUCCCCAGUCAAAGGUCGGCAGCGGAGGACCAUCAAUCAAGUGCGACUUCCAAACGCGAAUCGGCGUAGAACGCUACCCGUCAACUUCGCUGCGCAGAACGAUUCCAUCGUGGCUUCUGUCACUGCCAAUUCAGAGGAUAAAAUCGUUGAGCCUGGCACGAUGGUUGAAUUAGAGCAAGAGAUCUCAGCCGAGGCUCCAGACGAAGCGACUGUGCAGGAGUCUGAUUCCGACUCGCAGAAUACUUCAAUGGGCAUGGAGGAAGUCAUGCAUGAUGCUGAAGCAGAGGAGACCUCAGGCGACAAUGAGCAUGAGGACGAACACGAAGACGAAUGGGAAGAUAUCGAGACCGAAGAUCAGCCAGUCAGUGAAGAUCUCAAAGCACAGAUUCCGGCAGAUGCAGGAUUUCAGGAAGAUUCACCACAGCCCCAGAACACAGACAUCACGGAUGAGACAACACAAACCCCAACAGGCAGUUCGCAAUCAGCAACUGCAUCGCCAACGAGAAAAUAUGCCAGUCCUGUGGCUGGCACUGCAGGCGGACAUCCUCUUCUCGCACCACGGAGAUCUUCCAGGAGGCAAUCGACCAGUCCGAUGAAGCCGAGCAACAUUCUUCCAUCGGCUGACCGUCCUCAUCUGGUCGCAUUUACGCCCAUAAAGAUGCCAUCCUACAGAGCACCGGCAUCGCAAACACCGAACCAGUCGCCUGUCUCUCAGGCAAUGGAGAUCGAUGACGCAGCAGCCUCUAUGCCCGUACGAUCAUCCUCAGCGCCUCCUGAGGAGCCACAAAUGUCUCCGCGCAGGCCUAAGCAGCCUCGUAUAUCGGAUGAUACUGCUCUCCUCCAAGCGUUCCUCCACCGUGCUGCUGAGAGCAAGACAACAAAGGAUAUCUCGACGACUGCUAAGCGCGAGUCAAUCGAAAAUCGCCGUGACUCUGGCUCAGUCCGAGAAGCCCUCGCAAGCCCGGAGGACAGAGUCGUGCCGAGUGACGUCCUUGCUGAUCUGGAUCCUAACAGCCCAUCUCCCAGGAAACAGUCCAUUGCUGCCAACGCAGCAGAGUCAUCUCGCCCCGAAAAGGAACACAUCGAUCUGGAUGAGGACGAGCUUGCUCUUCAUUCGCCAACAAGAAAGACCUUCCGAAAGAGCGGCCGCGUCAAGAAACAAGCGCAAAUUCUCCCAGCAAGUGCCUAUUCCGCACCGAACCGCAUUUCGAUUCGUGGCGCUACCGACGGUGUGGUGCUGAAGAAGUCGGAGGCACAGGAACUCGCUCUGACUACCAGGACUAACACAAGGAAGAACAAGAGCGGUGCCGUGCUGCCUCCUAUGCGCUUGAGGAGCAUGGCCGCAGAAGGACUGAUGGGCAAGGCCGAUACCGUAGAUGUUGAAAUGGACAUCGAGCAUCCGCCAGGCCGGAGGACUGUCAAAUGGUCCGAGACGCUUGUCGCUUUUCAAGAAGGUGCCAACGAGCCUGAGAUCUCUGUUCUCAGCGACGAGCUUGGCAAUGAAGAUGGCGUUGACACGGAGAUGGUUGGUGUGCCGACUGCUCCUGCACCGGCCGACACGCCCAGCAAACCUCGUCUCCGACGUCUGAAGCCUCCUCGCACGACUGCGUCAUCCGCUGCUGCUGCUAAGUCCAGUGAAGCUGAGGUUGCUUCUCUUCCGGCAGAGCCCAAGCCUAAGCCUCGAGUCCAGAAACGCAGCUCGCGCAUUGCAACUCCAGCUAAGCUGAAGGGCGCGGCGAAUUCUCUCCUUCACCUCGAUCCUAUCGGGCCGGACGUCGUUGCUCCUGCCGAGCCCAAACCACAAGAAGCUGCAGCUAGCAAGGGGCCUGUCAGUCGACGCAAGACCACGACGACAGCUCCAUCGAAACUUCGUGCGCCCACGCCGACCUCUCAGACCUCUCUCUCCGCGUCUAUCGCUCCUGUUGGGAAAGAGAACUCUCUUAUAGCCUCGCCACCGAAGAAGCGGUCUGGCGCUGCUGCCAAGUCCAAUGCCACGGCGGCUGGUCUUCCGAGCAUGAAGAGCCUUCCGCCUAAGCUAGACUUUGGCAGCAAGAAUGGCAACGCCGGUGAGAUGCUGGGCUUGAGCAGUCCUGCGAAGAAGAAGACGAGCGCGAAGACUAUGUUUGCGCCGCAGGAGAGUUUCGGGGCUGUGAAGGAUGAGAGCAUGUCGAUGCCUGGCAUGGGCAGUCCGGCAAAGAAGCGAACGAGGCGGCUUUGA
Messenger RNA from Zymoseptoria tritici IPO323, 3284 nucleotides. RefSeq lists its product as uncharacterized. The record is from RefSeq and is a predicted model, not a curated record. The coding region runs from base 33 to 3284 and encodes 1083 amino acids. NCBI's taxonomy places the organism in Eukaryota, Fungi, Ascomycota, Dothideomycetes, Mycosphaerellales, Mycosphaerellaceae. The transcript has a single exon.